Molecule: messenger RNA, 764 nt
Organism: Ochotona curzoniae (black-lipped pika)
Lineage: Eukaryota; Metazoa; Chordata; Mammalia; Lagomorpha; Ochotonidae
Gene: TRAPPC5
Product: trafficking protein particle complex subunit 5
Exons: 3
Coding region: 183-749 (188 amino acids)
Biological process (GO): endoplasmic reticulum to Golgi vesicle-mediated transport
Cellular component (GO): TRAPPI protein complex; TRAPPII protein complex; TRAPPIII protein complex
Source: RefSeq, a predicted model, not a curated record
CCGUAAAGCACCUCGGCGGAACCGCCGGCCGCGGUUGCAGGUGACAGGCAAGGGCGCAAUGAGUCUGCUUUGCUGACCUACGGUGACCUGGAACGCCGGGGUUGGGGUGCUUAGCUGGUGUGGUUAACCCCACUUUCCGGUCCCCUCUGGUCCCUCCCCACGCUGCCCGCCCAAAGUGGGCGAUGGAGGCGCGCUUCACGCGCGGGAAGUCGGCGCUGCUGGAACGCGCCCUGACGCGGCCACGCACCGAGGUCAGCCUGAGCGCCUUCGCGCUGCUCUUCUCUGAGCUGGUACAGCAUUGCCAGAGCCGCGUGUUCUCCGUGGCCGAGCUGCAGGCGCGUCUGGCCGCCCUGGGUCGCCACGUGGGCGCGCGCGUGCUGGACGCGCUGGUGGCGCGCGAGAAGGGCGCGCGGCGCGAGACCAAGGUGCUGGGCGCCCUGCUGUUCGUCAAGGGCGCCGUGUGGAAGGCGCUCUUCGGCAAGGAGGCCGACAAGCUGGAGCAGGCCAACGACGACGCACGUACCUUCUACAUCAUCGAACGCGAGCCCCUGAUCAACACUUACAUCUCCGUGCCCAAGGAGAACAGCACGCUCAACUGUGCCAGCUUCACGGCGGGCAUCGUGGAGGCCGUGCUCACCCAUAGCGGCUUCCCCGCCAAGGUCACGGCGCACUGGCACAAGGGCACCACACUCAUGAUCAAAUUCGAGGAGGCCGUGAUCGCCCGGGACCGGGCCCUGGAAGGCCGUUGAUAAAGGAUCGUACUU